AUUAAAAUGACUUAUGUCAAACUGACCGAAAAUGUCAAGGAAUGGCGGGGUUUUGUAAAAGAAACGAUAAUUAAGUUGUUUUUUUAGAUUUUAUUAAUAUAACAGGGAUUAGAUUUUCAAGUAAAGACAUGGAUACAGAUCAAACGUUAUCGGUUUCAAAGGGUGUUUUUAUAUUUAAAAAUGAUUUUAAAGCUUCUAAAAAACAAAGUAAACAUAAGAAAAAAUCAGUUUGUCAAACUAAUACGUUAUUUUCAUCGAAUAUGUGGUAUCAACAUUAUCGUUCUUUGUGGGACGUCAUUGAGGAAGAAAUACACAUUUUAAACGAUAAUCUAUUUUCUUCAGUAUUAAGUAACCUCAUAAACUUUGUUAAAACCAGUCAUAACGAUGUUGUAAAUGAAAUCCCAACAGCAGCGUUAUUUACUGGAAUCAAUAUGCCAGAUCACGGCGCACAAUUCGAAUCGCUUUCAAAACAAUUAAGAGAAACUACUCCGCAUGUUGCCUACUUACAAAGUCAAGAUUGUCAAAACAUCAAGUAUCUCAUGGAAAAUAUGAUCAAUGAAUUUGUUAAUGGUGAUUUGAAGGAUGACUCUUUCGACGUGGUAAAAUCACAUAUAAGGAAAACGCAACUAAAUAUGGCUAUACUUAAAUGCUGGUAUAUGGACUUAUAUGAAGAUUCGAAGAAAAAACCUCUAGCUGUAAUUAUUCCUGAUUUUGAAAGCUUCAAUCCGAGUGUCCUCCAACGGUUUAUCCUAAUAAUCAGUUGUUAUCUCAAGGAUCUGCCGUUUGUGCUUAUUUUUGGAAUAGCGACUGAUAUGAAUGCUCUACAUGGAACUUUACCUUAUAAGGUAUCUUCGAAAAUCAGAGUGAAGGUGUUCAAUUCCCAAAGGUCGAUAGAAUAUUUGAAUAAUGUCUUGGAAAAAGUGUUUUUCUCAAAUGUCUGCCCGUUUCAGUUGGGAGGCAGAGUGUUCAAUCUUUUCAUGGAGUUAUUCUUGUUCUAUGAUCUAUCAGUUAAUAAUUUCAUCAGGAAUAUCAAGUAUGCUUGUGCAGAUCAUUUUACUUACGGUAACGCGAUGGCAUUGUGCAAUUUAAGCAAAUACGUUAAUCAAGAAACUAUUCAAGAAUUUACUGAAGAUGAUUUUGAAACUGUACGACAAUUACCGUCAUUUAAAAAACUCGUAGAAAGUGAAUCAAAAGAUAUACAAGUGAAAUUACUAGUAGAUAAUGACUAUUUAAGUGAAGUACUCUAUCAAAAAAUUUGUGAUAUACAAACAUACAUUCAAUUAUUACAUUUAUUUUUGAGAUGCCUGUUGGUGCUUGUAGAAGACUUACCAAGAGCCCCGUUAGGUAAACAGGUGCGAGAAUUAUAUGCUAUAGCCACUGUAAAAAAAAUAACUGAAACUUCAGAGUACUUAGAAUGUAUGAAACUUCUUAAUUUUCAAUCAAAAGACGAACUGUGUGUAAAAUUAACAAGGAUAGUUGAGAUUUUGGCCAGCAACGAAGUGCCUAAAAACGACGAAAUUAAACAAUUUGUAAAAAUAUUAUCGAUUUAUUUGAAAAAUCUUGAAAGUAUCGGGGUAAACGAUUUUGAAGAAACAAUGGAAGAAUGUGAAGAUAAUACAAAACCAGUCGAUUUGAAAGUAGCCAGUAGAACCCAGCUUAGACAGAAACUUCUAGAAAUGACCCAACAGCCGAAUAAAUCUCUUACUAAAUACGAAAAAUUGAGAGAAGAAAUCAUUAAAAACAUAUCGGAUACGUUCAAAAAGUUCCUUAUGGAACCGGAAUCGCGAUAUUUUCACGAAAUUUUCUUUUAUAAUAAUAUAAGUAUUAAAAAUUACAUUAUAGGAUCUCAUCGAUCUGCGAUACACAAUGCUUUGAAUGAUCCCCAAUUUUAUCUGCAGUGUGAAUGUUGUGAACUGGCUAAUCCCACCUCUAUAAACCCCACCAUGCCGGAUAUUUGUAUAGCAUACAAACUACAUUUGGAAUAUGGAAAAAUGAUAAAUUUAUAUGAUUGGUUGCAGUCUUUCUUAAGUAUCGUCGAUCCAGAUGUAGAUACACAACAGACUGCGAAAAUUUUUAUAAAACCGGAACUGCAAGCUCGGUUUACACAAGCCGUUGCCGAGUUGGAGCAUUUAGGUUUCAUCAAGAGUUCCAAACGAAAAACCGAUCAUGUUCAAAGAUUAACUUGGGGUGGAUAAUUCAAUUUAAUAAAAUAAUUGUGUGGUUAUUUAUUUUUUUAAUAAAUUUUUUUUAUUUCGCUGUCAUCUUAUUUCCCAUCAUACCUCAGUAUAUUUCGUUAUUUACAGUUUAUUAUCAACAAAAAAUCAUUUCCAACUUGAAAAACUUGGAAACUAUAGUCUAUUUUGAAACUAAAAGUAAUAAACCAAAAACAUUUAUUUGAGUAAGAGCCCCAACUAAUACAUUGUGAAAAUUAUAGUUAAUUUCAUCUUACCUAUGUAUAUUGCGUUAUUUACGUUUAUAAUAAAAAAAAAAUUACCUAAAAAAUUAUAGUCUGUUUCAAAACUAAAAAGAAUUAUUCCAAAAACUUCAGUCACAUAACUAUUAAUUACUAAAUUAUAAAUCAAAACAACGUAUUUAUUUUGACAAUAAUAAACCUCAUAGCUACCAACCUUUAAAAUGUAAUUUCCCCUAAUACACGAAUGUUGAUUUCAUAUACACUUCGGGUAUUUAUAUUUUGUUGUGACACUAUAAAUAUCAAAAUGGCUAACAUUACGUAGUUUAUACCAGGUGUUCACAAAAAAACGAAUAAACAAACUCUGAAUCUGUAAAUUAAUUUACUUACGAAAAUUAGUAAAAAAAUAAUAUUUUGCAAUUGUUAUCAAAAAAAAACGAAAAUUGUGAAAAAAAAUCGGUUCAAUCGAACUUUUGGAAAGAGAGCAUUUUAAUAAAGAAACAAUAGUGGUUUUAGAGGUUAUAUUUGGCAACUGAGAGUUUGAACAUUCCAAAUGAACUAGAAUUAAAGCAGGUGAAAUUAAGUUGAGAAAAUUGGUGAGAAAAACGAAAAGAGGAAGCGUAAACAUUAUUAUGGGUUUAAAAUGAGAAUAAACUAGAGAAAUAAUGGAAUUUGGUGAACAAAGAGGAAAAUAAAGGAAAAAGUAAAUGAAGGAUUAUCUUGACGAAAUGAAAGUAGUUACCAGGGAAAGAAAAGUGGGGAAAAAUUGGAAGUAGAGAGACAAAGAGUAGCAAUUAGUUAUAUUUUUAUGAAAAUCAAACUAUAUACAUAAAUAAGCAUUAGAAACCUUUUUUUGUCAAUAUACGAAUAAGAAGAAUAAAGGAUUUUUAAUAUCAACACAUAUUUUUUUUAAAUAAAAAGUUUAUUACAAAAUUGUAGUUAACAGAUUCAUAUCAUGGUCCAUUUUGCAGACAUUAAAAUUUUUAUAUAAUGUACAGAAAUUCUCAACAAUAUUAAUAAAUAUUCAUGAAAUACCAGUUUUAUUAUUAAAAAUUCAUUUUAUAUAUCAAAAAAUUACAAUCUUUUAUUUUUGUUCAAAAUUUGAAUAUAAGUUACAAAAAAUAUGUUUAUACUUUUUUUUAAUAUAUCUAGAUUAUUCGUAAAAUAUUUGUUUUAUACAAAGUUCAAUACACUUGAUAUGUCAAAAAAAUUCUAAAUAACAUUAAAAACAAGCAAUUGCAAUAGAAAAAAGAUUAUUUUAACACAUACCUUUUACAAGUGGCACACAUCAUAUAAAUUUCUUCAUACAUUAAACAAAAAAUCUCUGAAUUGCAAAACGUAACUUUCACUAAUAUGCCUUAUUUUGAGAAAAGUAGAGUUCAAAAACCACAUAUUCAUGUACAUUUCGUAUAUUUACUACUGUUUACUCUUUUUAAUUUGUUUUUAGUUCAAUUAAAACUUCUAGAACAGCACAAAAGUAUUUUUUUUUUUUCAAUUUA
Diorhabda sublineata is the source of this 3909-nucleotide messenger RNA. RefSeq names its product origin recognition complex subunit 3 (gene Orc3). Gene Ontology annotation, biological process: DNA replication; DNA replication initiation. The transcript is spliced from 9 exons. Lineage: Eukaryota; Metazoa; Arthropoda; Insecta; Coleoptera; Chrysomelidae. Gene Ontology annotation, molecular function: DNA replication origin binding. Bases 129 to 2195 code for a protein of 688 amino acids. Gene Ontology annotation, cellular component: nuclear pre-replicative complex; nuclear origin of replication recognition complex; DNA replication preinitiation complex. The record is from RefSeq and is a predicted model, not a curated record.